AAACUUUAGCUCGGCUAAAAGGGUUAGAAGAUUGUGUGAAUGCAGCUAAUAGUAAAACGGUGAUCCGGAAGAUGGGCUGAGAGAAGGAAGGGAAAUGCAAUUGUGCCGCUUGCCAUUAAAAAAAAAAAAUGCAUCGAUGAAGCAUUUUAAAAAGGGGAAACCGGCCUUCCUCGCAAUGAACAGGCAGAAAAUCCAGUUAUUGUGCUAUCAAAGUCAGUAGCAGUGAGGACUUGGCAAGCCGUGCAAAGGGCAUAAUUUUCUGCUUAGCCAAGUAGGGAGUUUUAUGGAAGGGCCCGCAGGGCGGUAAGAUUGCCCAAGAGCGAAACGGCAACGAAGGCGGUGAUUUGGGAAGGCUGAGCAUCUAAUCUGGGGCAGGGCCCCGUUGUCAAAAGCAAUCCUGGAAAAAGUAAAAUUAAAAAGGAUGCUUCAGCUGGAAAUGAAGACGCCUGGUUAGCAUAUGGAAAGGAAGGAAGGAACUGCUCGCGGUCCUUGAGCAUAUUCAGGAAGGUAGCAGCGGAGAUGAGGACGUGGCUACGGAGUAGGUCCUAAGGUGGCCUCCAAGAAGGAAGUUCUGGAAGGCCCAGCAAAGCUAAGACCACCAGCUCCCAGGCAAGGAGGGGGACGUUCAGACGUGCUUCUGCGCAUGGGUUGCAAGAGGCGAGGAAGGCAUCCCAAAACAUAAAUGGAUCUUUCCAGCAGAUCUGGCAAGCUGUUUUGCAAAGCUUCGGGUGGCUUUAGCCAAAAAAAAAAAAAAAAGAGGGACUUCAAGGCAAACGGCUACGAAUAUGAUUUUUCCAGCGGCAUCUUAAACAGCCGUGAUGAUCCUAAGAGCGUUCUCUCUAGUUGGGGAAAGCGAAGGGAAGAAAGAAGCGAAGGAAAAAAUUUACUAAUCGGAGGAUUAACUAAGAUCGGGAGCCUGCAUUUCUCACAGCCAAUAUGAUGCGUUGGCUGAGCCUCCUUUCAUUCUCCGUCAUUUUCUGGCUGUUUUUUGGCCUGCCCUUGGUUCAAGUUCUGCCUGCCCUUUUCAUAUUCUAUUUGGGCUCCGGUGGAUGGAAGUUCUUCCGCAUUUUCGCCAAGACCAUCAAACGAGAUCUUAUGACCGCCCGAACUGUCCUGUCAACCCGCCUGAAGAUCUGGUGGUACGUGAAACGCCAGGCCACCAUCCCCAAGUUAUUCCAGCAGACGGUGCAGAGACACCCGGAGAAGGUGGCUCUCGUCUUCCAAAGCACAGGAGAAACGUGGACCUUUCGCCAGCUGGAUGACUACUCCAACCAGGUGGCUAACUUCUUCUACGAGCAGGGCUUCCGCUCAGGGGAUGCCGUCGCCCUCUUCAUGGAGUCCUGCAACCAGUAUGUCGGCCUCUGGCUCGGGCUGGCCAAGAUCGGGGUGGAGGUGGCUCUCCUCAACUCCAACGUGCGUCAGGAAUCCUUGGUCCACUGCGUCAGAAUCUCCCACGCCAAGGCAGUCAUCUUUGGAAGCGAGCUGGCGGAAGCCUUGAAGGAAGUCCAGCCCGCCCUGGAGAAGUCCAUCGGUCUCUUCUGCUCCGGGGAUCGGCAGGCCGCCAACUCCCUGCCUGGGGUGGUAGAUCUCGACUCUCAGGUUGAGAAAGCCCAGCGCCAGCCGCCCAAUCCACCGGACAAGGGAUUCCUAGAUAAACUCUUCUACAUUUACACUUCCGGAACAACCGGUUUGCCCAAAGCAGCCAUCAUCGUCCACAGCAGGUAUUUCCGGAUGGCGACCUUGGUUUAUGGCGGCUUUCACAUGACGCCUGACGAUGUGGUUUAUGACAGCCUCCCUCUCUACCAUGCGGCAGGGAAUAUUGUCGGGGUCGGGCAGUGUCUCCUGCAUGGAAUGACGGUGGUGAUCAGGAGGAAGUUUUCGGCCUCUCACUUUUGGGAUGAUUGUGUCAAGUACAACUGCACGGUUGUACAGUACAUCGGAGAGAUUUGCCGGUACUUGCUGAACCAGCCGUCGAAAGAGGUGGAGCGCCAGCACCGAGUUCGAAUGGCGCUGGGGAACGGCCUGCGGGCCUCCAUCUGGAAGGAGUUCAGCGAACGUUUCGGCAUCCCUCAGAUUGCCGAGUUUUACGGCUCCACCGAGUGCAAUUGCAGCGUCGGGAAUUUUGACAACAAGUUGGGGGCCUGUGGCUUCAACAGCCGAAUCUUUCCCCACGUUUAUCCCAUCAAGCUCGUCCGAGUCAACGAAGACACCAUGGAGCUCAUCCGGGGACCAGAUGGGCUUUGCAUGAGGUGUGAACCAGGGGAGCCGGGUCAGCUGGUGGGGCGCAUCGUCCAAAGCGACCCGCUGCAGCGUUUUGAUGGCUACCUCAACUGCGAGGCCAACAACAAGAAGAUCGCCCGAGACGUCUUCACCAAAGGCGACUCUGCUUACCUGUCAGGUGAUGUUCUGGUGAUGGACGAACUGGGCUAUCUCUAUUUCCGCGACCGCACCGGCGACACUUUCCGCUGGAAGGGCGAGAACGUCUCCACAACGGAGGUGGAGGGCACCCUCAGCCGCCUCCUCAGCAUGGCGGAUGUGGUGGUGUACGGCGUGGCGGUGCCAGGCACAGAAGGGAAAGCCGGCAUGGCUGCCGUCGUAGAUAAGGAACACUCCUGCGACUUGGAGAACUUUGCGGCAGAAAUGAAGAAAUCUUUGCCCGCCUACGCCCGGCCAGUGUUCCUGCGGUUGCUGAAGGAAGUGCACCAGACAAGCACCUUCAAGUUCCAGAAAGUUGAUCUGCGCAAAGAAGGCUAUGACCCCACAGUGGUAAAAGAUAAAUUAUUCUACUUGGACCCUCGGGAAUGCCGAUAUAAGCCACUGGACGAAGACACCUUCAGAAAGAUCCAAUCGGGACAGAUCAAACUGUAAAAAAAAAAGAAAAAAGACAGAAAAAAAAGUGGUGGGGGACACGACGGAAAUCAAAACGACGUUUUUCCCCCCCCCUUCCAAAACUCAUCACAUCCUUCAGCGGAAGGACCGGGAUUACGAUGAUGGGGUUGGAAAACUGGAAACGCCCAAGUCAGUUUCUGGAUUUUGAGUUCCCCACCCCCUUGUUGCCAAUCACCUCCCGACGUGAUGUCAGACUAGAAUGGGGUGGGGGUGGGAAUUGCGAUGAGCGUUUCCCGAAAAAAAGGUACCCCGCAAAAAUUAGGUUUGCUUUUUUUUUUUUUUUUUAAUUGUGUGAUUUCCAGCAGCAUGGAAGCGCCAGCUUUACCAAAGGACAGAGGAUCCUAUGGCUUUCAUUCUCCUUUUGGGAAAGGGUGAAUCUCCAGUGGAUCUAGCAAGGACUGUCUUUCUUUGUCCCUUAGCUGGGACUCCGAAGCUUAUCACCCACCCCUGAUUUAGAAGGAGGAUAGUGGGGGUGAUUUCUCCCCUCUCCUCUUACAACCAAGGCAUCUGAAAUCUCCCAAGAGCUGCUGUGCUGGGAAUUACCUCCAAGGGGCGCCCUUGCGCUGUCUUUCUCUGCUGAUCAGCCAUUCUUAUAUUUAUUUUAUAAGAGGGUGGGGUGGGGUUCCUCUCUAAUUUUCCUUUUCAUUAUUACGGGUUGCUAUUUGCAAAAGCACAAAAGAGCCAGCCUGGACGAGGAAGGUGCUUAUUCACCCCAACUCUGCUUUUAUUUCAGGAUUUUUUGGGGGGGGGUGCGUGUGCUUUGCUUUAUCCAUCUUUUA
Molecule: messenger RNA, 3668 nt
Organism: Ahaetulla prasina
Lineage: Eukaryota; Metazoa; Chordata; Lepidosauria; Squamata; Colubridae
Gene: SLC27A4
Product: solute carrier family 27 member 4
Exons: 15
Coding region: 937-2868 (643 amino acids)
Biological process (GO): medium-chain fatty acid transport; response to nutrient; long-chain fatty acid import into cell
Cellular component (GO): endoplasmic reticulum membrane; plasma membrane; microvillus
Molecular function (GO): long-chain fatty acid transmembrane transporter activity; long-chain fatty acid-CoA ligase activity
Source: RefSeq, a predicted model, not a curated record